This is a messenger RNA of Moneuplotes crassus, 1396 nucleotides long. The record is from the annotation of a GenBank genome assembly. Lineage: Eukaryota; Ciliophora; Spirotrichea; Euplotida; Euplotidae.
CUAAUAGCAACUCAUUACUAUAAUUUGAAAGCUUAGGCUAUCAUAUCAAAAGAAGUCGUGCCCAAAAUAUCGAACAUUUUCUGCUUAAUUAAUAAUUUACAAAAUGGUAGGUUAAAAGCAAGAAAAUUUAUUGCCUUCCAAUAAGCAUGAGAUAAAUUUAGUGCAUAUCGUAUAUAAUUUAAGGCUUAUACCUCCUGUUGAUACACGAGAAAUAACCUUAUGUUAAUAUUAAGGAAGGUUACAGUAAGUCGAAAUGGAGAAAUUCUUCAUGAAUCGUAGUACGACAACUGUUAGCUUUAUUAGUUAGAGGCCUAAAAUUUGAAGUUGUACCAAAGUAAAUAUGUCUCGAGGAUAAUUGAGCAAUUAGAGCAAACAGACGAGUUGUAGUAUUUGCUCUGUUAUAUAUUAGAUUAUUGAUUAAUAUGUACUUUUCUAUUUAUACUAGCUCAAGCUCAUUCGAACACAAGAAGCUUUCUAUAAUAUAUAAAUAAUCCCAAAAUUAUCAAAGAACUUAAGACAUUUGUCCCAAAAGGUACUCUCUCCUGGGAUGCUAAAUGGAGCUAGUAAUAUAAUUAGAAGAUUAACUUAUUUAAGAAUUCAAAAAGACAAAUUCAUAAAAUUAAUUUUAAAGAUGAACCUCAACAUUCCAUUGAAUUUUAGAAAUCAAGGUUGCUUACCCAUUUGGGAUUAUACAAGCAUGGUCAUGCAACUGGAAAAGAUCUACUGCUUAUGCCCACCAUCGAAUGAAAGCUUACCACAUCUGGACAGCUUUUGUACUAAUCUUAAUCAUCUUUUGAGCUCGACCGAAGAUGUUGUCAAUUCACACUCCGAACAAAGUCCUCAAGAGAAUUCUGAGGCAAAUGAGCAAAUUAAGACUCAGCCAUCAGAGAAGCAGACUGAGAGUGAAAAUAUCCAAAGUCAAGUACAUUUUCAAAAAACCCAAGCUCAAGAGGAAGAAGCUAAAAAGAAUCAAAUAGAUAAGAGGGUAAUUUCAGCCAGAAGAAGAUGCUCGUCAAGAUUUAAUAUCAGGGCUAGACUUGUGAGAAUGAGAAACCGUAUCCUUAAGGAUCCUACUUGUCAAUUUGAGGCUUCUUCUAAGAAGUUAAGAGGAACUGAUGAUAUGAGUCUAGGAAGAAGGUCUAGAUACAUUGGAAUUUCAAGAAACAACUCCAACUGGCAGGCUCUUAUCAAUGUGAAAAAUGUCAAGAAGUACAUUGGAACUUUUGACGAUGAAAUAGAGGCAGCCAAGACCUAUGACAUAUUCGCAAUUGCUACGAGAAGAGAGAAAGCCCUUCUAAACUUCAGCUACACUGCUCAAGAGAUGUUAUCAGCCAUAGACCACUUUCUCGAACACCGAACUAUCAACACCCCUUCCUAAAUUAUCAUUCUAACAAUC